UGGUUUACAUUGAAAAGCGAUUAUUUGUGCAAAUAGUGUGAGGUGUUACAAGUUUGCUGCUGUGAACACUCCUCUCUUUCUCCUCGUGUUCUUUAUCCGAACCAGUAAACAAGAUAACAUACAAAAUGGCUGCUGACUUAACAGAGGAGGAAAUUGCAGAAUACAAGGAAGCGUUCUCGCUGUUCGACAAGGAUGGUGAUGGCACGGUCACGACAGCGGAAUUGGGGACAGUCAUGAGGAACCUGGGGCAGAACCCUACAGAUGAGGAGAUUCGAGAAAUGAUCAAAGAGGUGGACGAAGAUGGCAGCGGCUCUAUCGGUUUUGAGGAGUUCUUACAACUCAUGUCCAAAAAGACAAAAGGGAAGUCGUAUGAGGACGAGCUCAUGGCCGCAUUCCAGAUCUUCGACAAGGACGGUAAUGGCAGCAUCACAGUCACGGAAUUAAAGGAGGUGCUGGACAGCCUGGGCGAGAAGCUAUCGGAGGAUGAGGUCGGCGAGAUGAUCAAGGAGGCCGACAGUGACGGCGACGGAACCGUCAACAUCGAAGAAUUCAUCAAGAUGAUGGUUGCAAUAACAGGAGGGAAGUAGACUAGCUGUCUCGACCUCCAACCUGUCUAUAUGUAUAAGCCUUGAGGCUCAUUAUUACCUUUGGAAGAUCGUAAAGUCCAGGAAGUGUUAAAGGACGCACCUUGAUAUAUAACGCGCUGUUAGUCAGCACACGAAAGCAUUCACACAGGUUCUCUGUAGCAUUGGAAUGAGCGACUUAAGACACUUAUCAUUCUUACAUGGCACUAGAGAUGUCAGAUGUUGACGAAAAUAUGCUUGUAGAUGUUAACUUCAAUGCACAGUUUUUCCAUCUGAAGGGAGUUUAUAUAAUAUUUGUAAUUGCUUAUAUUACCGAUAAAAAGCUGAAUAGGUGUCAAAAUAAAUUCUGAUAUACGGGUA
Molecule: messenger RNA, 944 nt
Organism: Nematostella vectensis (starlet sea anemone)
Lineage: Eukaryota; Metazoa; Cnidaria; Anthozoa; Actiniaria; Edwardsiidae
Product: calmodulin
Exons: 6
Coding region: 126-587 (153 amino acids)
Molecular function (GO): calcium ion binding; enzyme regulator activity
Source: RefSeq, a predicted model, not a curated record